GCAGUUAUUGUAGAUCUAGAGAUACUCCAUGCUUUCUUAUAUGACCUGAAAUAACAUUUUUGUUUCAAGGCGUGGACGUGAAAUUUCUCAUAAACAGAACAAAGAAGAGAGAUUCCUGCUGUCAUCUGGAGGCUGUAUGUCGAAUCGGUGCGCCCCUUGAAUUUGGAUGCCAUUCCGGUUGGAGGUUGCGGUACACCCCGAGGACUAGAUGCGAUAACCACAACGAGAUAUGCCGCAGCCGAAAUCACGAAAAAUCGCCAUCCUCGGGUACAGAUCCGUAGGAAAGUCCUCCUUGACAAUUCAGUUUGUGGAAGGCCAGUUUGUUGACUCCUAUGACCCAACAAUAGAAAACACAUUUACUAAAAUGAUCACAAUAAAUGGACAAGAGUACCAUCUUCAGCUGGUAGACACAGCAGGACAGGAUGAGUACUCUAUCUUCCCACAGACGUACUCCAUAGAUAUCAACGGUUACAUUCUGGUCUAUUCAGUCACGUCUAAUAAAAGCUUUGAAGUUGUACAAGUUAUCCAUGAAAAACUAUUGGACAUGGUGGGAAAAGUUCAAGUACCAAUUAUGCUCGUCGGGAACAAGAACGACCUACAUAUGGAGCGAGUAAUCAGUUGUGAAGAAGGAAAAGCAUUAGCUGAAUCCUGGAACGCUGCCUUCAUGGAGUCCUCAGCUAAAGAGAACCAGCUUGUUGCGCUGCCCCCAAGUGGCCAAAAAAAUCAAUUCAUGCAGGUUUAUCCACCACAGCCUCCUCGAUAAAGCAUGUUCUAUCCACUAUUCUUUACAUUUCCUAAACUUGCCAACAUAAGCUAAGAGUAAACCACAAACUUGCAACACGAGCAACAGCAAUUGAUUCUUGAAACCGUCUUUCCAUUUACUUGUGGAUGUAUUUCCCAACAUAGCUAAGGACAUAUAGCAUAUUCAGGAAGUCUGUUUAUCUCCUUCAAAUCAAGUUAGCAAACAGUAUUGCUUGAUUUUCUUUAAUUGCACAUAAAAACAAUGCCAUCUCUGUUGUGCCUAAAGCCAGUGAGGCUCCACUGGAUGUAGUGUGUGCUGCUGGAAAAUUAAAUGUGGUGUGACUGAGACAUGUGACAGCAUCCUGUGUGUGUGUGUGUGUGUGUGUGUAUCUCGUUCUCUUUCUCAGACGGCCGUGGAGGUUUUCCGGAGGAUGAUCCUGGAGGCAGAGAAGAUGGACGGCGGCGUGCAGCCAGGAAAAUCACCCUGCUCCAUGAUGUAGAGCCGCCCAAUCAACACACAGGACACUGCACUGGGAUAUCCCGUUACUUGAAGGCUAGCUGCCAGUUCUCCUUCACCUCAGCUGACUCCACCCCUCCAGGGUCCUAAAUAUCCAAUACUGUCUAUUUAUGGCUCUGAUUCCACUGUUAUUUAUCAGUAUUUCCUAUUCCCUUUUGUCAUCCUUGUUUUUCUUUGUGUGUUUGAUUUAAAAAAAAAAAGGAUGAGUGGUGGUUCCCUUGUCUUAUAUUUCCCACAAACCACCUCUCCUCCAUCUCUGUGCUCAGCACUGAUGCAAAACACAGAACAUUAUUUGGGUGUAUCAGAAAAAAUGUUUUCCUGUGCUCGGUAAUGACGACAACCGGAGAUAGUAGUGGCUUGAUGCAUCUUAGCUUCUCAUUAUGCAGCUCCUAUAUAGGCUAUGAGGCCUUCUCCCCCUAACUAACAAGAGAUAAGAGAAAUGUCAUGUCUGCCAUGCAUACGCUCUGAAAAUGGUUAAGUAAACACGGACGUUUCUUCUGAUACAUCACCAGCUGUCCCUCCAAUAUACAGCUCUUUUUCUACUUCAUCUCCACGCAGUACACUCCACUUCUCUGUCCCUCAGUUUGUUUUCAUAGCAGUUACUGUCAGCCAAAAAAUCUGCAUCCAUUUUCUAAUGUUGAAAAUGUUGUACAAAUGUUUUUGAUUGUAAUCAUUAAAGCAAAAAGUGGUUAUGUA
Messenger RNA from Siniperca chuatsi (mandarin fish), 1954 nucleotides. RefSeq names its product Ras homolog, mTORC1 binding (gene rheb). Bases 230 to 763 code for a protein of 177 amino acids. Gene Ontology annotation, biological process: small GTPase-mediated signal transduction. Gene Ontology annotation, molecular function: GTPase activity; GTP binding; GDP binding. Gene Ontology annotation, cellular component: plasma membrane. The record is from RefSeq and is a predicted model, not a curated record. The transcript has 8 exons. NCBI's taxonomy places the organism in Eukaryota, Metazoa, Chordata, Actinopteri, Centrarchiformes, Sinipercidae.